ACUGUGUCAUCGGUGUCAUUAUUGAUAAUAAAAUCUAAUCUAGCUAAAUUGCAUUUAUUUCAGGAAUACUCCUGUAAUUCAUAUAAAUUUGAUUGUUAUUGUUAAAUUGUGCGCUCUUCGGGUAUUUGUUGAGAUUGGUCACGUACAAUCUCACCGUAUGUUUUGAUGGAGGUCAAUAAAGAUGAAUCAAAGCGGUGUAUAGAAAUUGCACUUGCAGCCUUCAGUGAGGGUAAUUUCGGGAAAGCAAAGAAGUUUCUUGAAAAAUCCCAAAAGCUGUACCCGUUGAAGGAAGCUGAAGUGUUAAGGAAGCGUAUACAGAACAUGUCGAAUUCGUCCUCAGCCAAUGCUCAUACGCAGGAUGGUACAACCCGUCGCAAAACUGCCCACAAAGAACAGGAACCGAAGCUGAACGUCGAUUACACUCAGGAACAGCUCGAUGCGGUGAAACGAAUCAAGAAGUGUAAAGAUUUCUACGAGGUUCUAGGUGUAACCAAAGAGGCAACCGAUUCAGAACUUAAGAAAGCAUAUAAAAAACUGGCGUUGCAACUUCAUCCAGAUAAAAACAAAGCACCUGGUUCGGUGGAAGCAUUCAAAGCUUUGGGUAAUGCCGUUGCAGUCUUGACUGAUGCCCAAAAGCGGAAGGAAUACGAUUUGUAUGGGAACCAGGAGAAUGUCAGUCACCAUCAUUCAAGUCACACGAAUGGCGGUGGUCAUAAUCAUAACCAUUAUGAGUACACUUUCGGCCGUGGUUUCGAGUCGGAUAUUAAUCCUAAUGAUUUGUUCAAUAUGUUCUUUGGGGGUGCAUUUCCGCCCCAGCAAACUCGUGGAAGGCAACGGUUUCAAUCCAAUGGUUCGAGUUCCGGAAGCCAGCCAAGUCUAAUCUUCGGCCUUGUUCUGUGUUUCGUUAUUGUAUCCAUGUUAUCUACUUUCUUCUCGUCGGAUCCACUUUACAGCUUGCAGCAAACGCCGAAAUAUGCCGUUGAACGUCGUACGCUGAAUUUCAAAAUUCCAUAUUUUGUUAAGGAUAAUUUCCUGAAUGAGUAUCAGGGCUCAUUAAGUCGGCUCGAGCACUCAGUUGAGGAGGAAUACAUUGUGUAUAUGAAGCGGUCAUGCUAUAAUGAGCGCAACUAUCGGGACGCAAUGAUGUCCAGAGCAAAGAGUUUCGGUAGUCGAACUCAGCUUAAUCAAGCUCAGCAGCUCAAGAUGCCCUCAUGUGACGCCCUCUAUAAGCUUGGUAUCGGAAGGGUGAAGUAUUAAACCUAAGGAUCUCUUGGUAGAUGUUUUAUCAGUUUUUAAUAAAAAAUAGAAGUAUUAUUUAUAUACACAGACUAAUCGAAGCUAGAGUCGCAAUGUUUUAAGGGGUAGCAACGGAUGUCUUUUGCAAAUGAUAUCUAUCAUUUUAUUAGUCUACGCAUUCCAAUCAAACAACACAUGCAAACUUUCCCUAUUGUAAAAGUUAUAGUUUUAUUGAUAAAAAGGUAUCUUGAAUAA
Molecule: messenger RNA, 1491 nt
Organism: Toxorhynchites rutilus septentrionalis
Lineage: Eukaryota; Metazoa; Arthropoda; Insecta; Diptera; Culicidae
Product: dnaJ homolog subfamily B member 1-like
Exons: 3
Coding region: 166-1257 (363 amino acids)
Biological process (GO): cellular response to misfolded protein
Cellular component (GO): endoplasmic reticulum membrane
Molecular function (GO): Hsp70 protein binding
Source: RefSeq, a predicted model, not a curated record